AUGUCAGGAGUCGAUCUCUCUUGCAACCUCUUAACAGGAGGAAUCCCAUCUGCUAUUGAAAAUCUAAGUGAGAUCCAUGUACUAAACCUGUUACAUAACAAUCUCAUUGGUUCAAUCCCAACAACUUUCUUAAUGUUAAAACAAGUGGAGAGUUUGGAUCUUUCCUACAACAAUUUGAGUGGAACAAUUCUCUCUCAACUCAUCGAGUUGAACUCUUUGGCAGUCUUCAGUGUGUCACACAACAAUUUAUCAGGUACGACUUUGGAACAGAAAGCUCAGUUUGGGACCUUUGAAGAAAGCAGUUAUGAGGGAAAUCCUUUUCUUUGUGGACCUCUAUUACGUAACAGUUGCAAUAAAAUUGGAUCUCCGUCGACAUUGCCUCAUCACUCUUCAGAAGAGGAAGGUUUUAUGGAUAUGGGGGUUUUCUAUGUGACUUUUACCGUCUCUUUCAUAAUUGCAUUCUUGGGAGUUGUUGCAGUUCUGUGCAUAAAUCCUUAUUGGAGACGAGAAUGGUUUCGUAUCGUCGAAGCUUAUGGGACCUCUUGCUAUUAUUUUGUUCUUGACUGCUUUCUCAAGCCGUUCAACGGAAGAGGCGUGUAG
Cornus florida is the source of this 600-nucleotide messenger RNA. Its product is annotated as cuscuta receptor 1-like. NCBI's taxonomy places the organism in Eukaryota, Viridiplantae, Streptophyta, Magnoliopsida, Cornales, Cornaceae. Gene Ontology annotation, molecular function: protein binding. Bases 1 to 600 code for a protein of 199 amino acids. The record is from RefSeq and is a predicted model, not a curated record. The transcript has a single exon.